CAUUUGUGACCUUAACCUGUGCUUUCCGGUAUGGCCGUGAGGACCUUGACGUUCUAGGGCUCUCCUUCCGAAAAGAUCUUUACAUCUACACUUUUCAGGCCUAUCCUCUCAUUCCAGAGGAAUCCAAACCCAACAGUCGUCUGCAGGAGAGGCUUUUGAAGAAACUAGGACAGAAUGCCUAUCCUUUCCAUUUCAGUAUACCGCAAAACUUGCCAUGCUCUGUUACUCUGCAGCCUGGGCCUGAGGACACAGGAAAGGCCUGUGGUGUGGAUUUUGAG
This is a messenger RNA of Sinocyclocheilus rhinocerous, 278 nucleotides long. Its product is annotated as arrestin red cell-like. The annotation marks the transcript as partial. The record is from RefSeq and is a predicted model, not a curated record. Gene Ontology annotation, molecular function: angiotensin receptor binding. Lineage: Eukaryota; Metazoa; Chordata; Actinopteri; Cypriniformes; Cyprinidae. The transcript has 3 exons. Gene Ontology annotation, cellular component: cytoplasm. Gene Ontology annotation, biological process: signal transduction; positive regulation of ERK1 and ERK2 cascade; G protein-coupled receptor internalization.